UUGCAAAAAAGGAAAUUUAAGAUGGUCUUCCUACAUUUGGAAUGCAAUCUCUAAAUAUACUUUGAUUGCUUCAAAAUAAGAAAAGAACAGCGCAGUAUAGCAUCUUUGAAUAACUUCUCAAUGAAACGUUGUUUAGUAUCUGCCUCUGUAUCUCUUGGUUAGCCAAAGACAAAGACAAUUAUUUCCAAGUUUAGACUGCCUUUAAAGUUUCUUUCUGAAUUCUUUAUUUUUAAAGAAGCAUGCUUGUUUUCUUUAAAAGACAUCCCCAGACGAACAGAAAGUAGUUUUAUAUAUUAAGAAGUUUUGCUUGGACAAAUAGAAGAACCUUUAAAGGUUGGAAAAGAGAAAAUAACAGGCAGAAUUCUGAAAGGAAACCAAUGCUAAAGAUGCAAAUGUAAGCUCCUUAAGCAAUAUAGAAGAGCAUUUGUGGGGAAAACCAAGAUCACACGCAUUCCUCAAAGAGAAUUCUUCAGGUUAAAGGAGUCCUUGUUUGUUGCUAAGAGUUAAGCUUUACCAAAAUCACAUCGGAAAAUUUUGUGACACAUUCUGGUAUAACCAAACUAUAGGUACACUAUUGUACGUACAAAUGUACAACUCUGUAGUCUAAUAUAACAAUAUCAAUGUUUAUAGUUAUUGACGGGUCAAGAUCCACGCGGUUUCCUGGCAACAGGAAAAACCGGUUACCCGAGAAACUAGUGUAUACACGUCCGAAGGGGGGAGGGAGAGAGAAGGAAAGCAAUAAAAUAUAUACGAGAUAACUCGCAACUAAGUUGUAGCGAACUCUAUAUAAAAAUGGUCUAACGAAUACAAUUGCUUUAGCUUCAGAGACAUAAAUGGAUCCAAUCUUAAUGAAACGUAAACUGACGUAUAAAGCAUGAUUAGUUCCGCUAGCUGAAAAAAUCCAGCCGCAUGCACACGCUACGAUAGUCACCGACCUCAGUGCAUGGUAUCGAUAUACAAGGGAGCCCACAGACCAUUCCACUGACCGACCUUUCGCCUUAACAUGCAUCGAGAUCUAAAUCGGCUAAAAACUAAGUCGAAAAACACACUUUGUGCUUCCCGGCUCAGCUAUAUUGAUAAUUGGCAUAGGAAUUAACUUAGAUCUUCGCUGUGUUGAUAAAGUGCACCGAAAUAUUGCCACGGGCAAAAGGAUGGAUGAAAACCUAUAAAUACAUCAUUUAUUUCGAAUACAAUAGAAAAAAUUGAAGAUAUUUGAAUAUUUUUAAGGUGGGGUAAAAGCCUAACCCUUCUCAUAAUAUAGCGUGACAAGUACCCUCAGAAUGGAAGAUAAAAUCCAAUUCUUCUUAAGGUAUAACGGAUAUUGGACUGCGCUUAGCAUAUCAGUUUGUUCCAAAGCUUGAAUCACGAAACAAAAGACGACCUCGGCAAAGCUCGUUGUCGUUUUUUACUUUGUAUUUGGCCGAACAGUUCGGGUGAAAACAGUCGAUUGCUUAGGAUAUAAAUAAACAGAAAAGUCAACUGUGGACGCAAGCUAGAUUUACAAAGCUGUCACGGUGACAUUUUGAGGGACAUUUUUAAUAAGACAUCGAGUACAGACGCGAAGUAAAGGUCGGGUUCGUCUUUUCUUUGUGACGAUCUCAUGGCGAUGGAAAUUCAAUGAGGUGGUUUAAACUGAAGUGUCUUUAUAAUGAAUUGACUUCCGUAAUUUGUGGCAAACAUAAGAAUUAAAAAGCAGCGUAUGUAUAGGGUCAUGAACAGCCCGGAGGUUCGCUUGGUUUUAAAGGGUAGUCACAUAUAGCGUGUAAAGAGAAACAUUAUUCUGGAUAAAAAAAUUGGGCUACAUCGAAAGACUACUUUAAGUUGCAUUAGAGCAGCUGCGAAAUCUUGGCUCCUUUGGUAAUAGGCCAAUGAGAUAAUUUCGUUCUUUAAAAUCAACAAUUAUCAAAAGCUUCAAGAAGCCCAGCUGCUUUUGCGAGAAGAAAAUAUCAUAUAAUUAUACGGUGGUAGAGCAGCUAGAUAUCGUAUGGCCGUAUGGGGUCACUCAGCUUCAACGAAUCGACAGAGGAUUGCGAGUUUCCUAUAAAUAUUGCCUACCCUACAAUCGUGGUGAAUAUCAUAGGAAGUUUACUUGGCACUUUCGCGAAUAUCUUGGUGUGGUUUGCCGUGUUGAAAAACACUCAACUUCAAACACUCUCGAAUUAUUUUCUCCUGAACCUCAGCGCCGCGGAUUUGCUGGUCACGGCGGUAACCCAACCGUUGUUCGUGGCACACAACAUCCUCGCCGCACGACGCGAGUGUUUGGACACCGUCGACAAUGCUUACAGCGCGAUCGCGAGUUUCGCGUGCAUGGCUUCGAUACUGAACGUGACCACAAUCUCGAUAGAUCGACUCAUAGUGCUCAAAUACCCUCUGCAGAAGAAGGCGAUUUUGACAAAGCGCCGUGGUUUUGCGGUCAUGGCUUUGACUUGGGUUCUCGCCACGUUAUACGCGGCCUUAUCCUGCGUAUUGGAAGAAAGGAAAACUUGGAUAUCUUUAACGUUCGGCUACUUUGCCGUUUGCUACUCAAUCAUGAUAUCCGCUCAUACACACAUGUAUGUCGUGAGUCACCGCUUCGUGCGUCGGCGAAAACAGCAAGUGAGACGGUACAGUUUUUCCGCAAUCGCUUACAGCAAAGAACGGCAAGCCGCUAAAACUAUUGCGAUUAUCUUGGCCGUUUUGACGCUGACUUGGUUGCCCUAUGGCUCUGCUCUCGCUGUGUCCGCGGUGACUGGAAUGCGACUGAAACAACGCUUCGUGAACCCGCUUUUGACGGUCGGUUUUCUGAACAGCUGCUUCAAUACGGUGUUGUACAGUUGGCGAAACAAGGAAAUAAGAAUGACUUUUAGGCAGUUACUGAAAUGCCAAGACCCAAACUUGAUCAGGCGGGAAAGCGUGUCAUCUUUUUAUAUACGAAGAUCGCGAUUAAGCACAACCUCAAGCAUGUUUAAUGAUAUAAACGGUCAAAUUUUUGACACAAAAGAACCCAGAGAUGACAUGAACCAACCUAGUUUCGUAGUAGGUAGACAAUAUUCUUUAUAAAUUUCGCCGGCUUUUCCAGAACCUUUCUCAAUGGGUAAGACUACAGGGCCCGGUUGUUCAAAAAGCGUUUAGCUUAAACGGUGGUACAUAUUGAAUGCAUAAGAUGCAGGUUAAGUCAUUGACAAGACCUAUGAAAGUAUUUUUAAACUUUGAUUUAUCCACCGACGGUUUAAGCUAAACGCCUUUCGAACAACCGGCCCCUGACCUUUCUCGACAAUCUAUGAGGUUGAUCGACUUAAUUAGCCGUAAAAGUCCCGCAGGUCUGACUGAGUAUGACUGCUUUGCAAUAUUGUGGUUUUGAAACCUUCGUAAGUGCUACAUAAUAGACCAUUUCGGUAAUAAAAGUCUUAAUACGUGCUGACUGUUGCUACUAAUACUAACUUAACCAGUCAAAUACUUAAACAUUGUACGAUUUAGAGGACUAUUACACUUUCAGCUCUCCUAAAUUUCGGGUGGCCAUUGGCAUUGCAGUAAAGCGAGUCUGACUUAGUGCUGCAACUAAUGUUUAGUGCAUGUUUUACCGCUAUGCAUGCAAUGUUUUAUUCAUUGUUUCAUUUUCAGUUUCACCAAACAGACAACUGACUUUAUAUAUUUAUAGCUAGAAAUCACGGGAACAACUGAGUAUCUUAAUAUACCAAACAGAACACUAUCGAAACUUUUUAAAAAGUAA
Messenger RNA from Dendronephthya gigantea, 3709 nucleotides. RefSeq names its product alpha-1D adrenergic receptor-like. Gene Ontology annotation, biological process: G protein-coupled receptor signaling pathway. Gene Ontology annotation, cellular component: membrane. The record is from RefSeq and is a predicted model, not a curated record. Lineage: Eukaryota; Metazoa; Cnidaria; Anthozoa; Malacalcyonacea; Nephtheidae. The transcript is spliced from 2 exons. Bases 1993 to 3039 code for a protein of 348 amino acids. Gene Ontology annotation, molecular function: G protein-coupled receptor activity.